Camellia sinensis is the source of this 1934-nucleotide messenger RNA. Its product is annotated as two-component response regulator ARR14. Gene Ontology annotation, biological process: phosphorelay signal transduction system; cytokinin-activated signaling pathway. Lineage: Eukaryota; Viridiplantae; Streptophyta; Magnoliopsida; Ericales; Theaceae. The record is from RefSeq and is a predicted model, not a curated record. Gene Ontology annotation, molecular function: DNA binding.
CCCCAAUCAUAGUGAUCCCUCUUAGAUUUGCUUCUCCUAUAUUCCUUUCCCUCUUCAUGAACUUUUUCAUGGCGCCAUUUUCCUGCUUGAUUUUCCCGAGAAAAUCCUAGUGAUAUCCUAAGAGAAAACCAAAACAAAACCCACUUUGCAAAUUGCAUAUAUCUUGCUGAAGAUAUUCUAUUUCUUCGAAUAAUAAUAAUAAAAGUGUUUUCAUUAUGUCAAAGAUUGAUGUUCAUGUGAGUCUGAACCGGGCGGCACCACCGCAAAGCAGAGUGGAUGCCAACUUUCCGGAGGGUUUGAGAGUUCUUGUGGUUGAUGACAACGUUGUCUGCCUCAAAGUUGUCGCUGCUCUUCUCAACAAGUGUCGUUAUAAAGUUACGGUGACAACAAAAGCAACAGAAGCUCUUAAAAUGCUGAGGAAGAACAAAGAAAGCUAUGAUAUUGUGAUUACUGAUGUUAUAAUGCUUGAUAUGAACGGUUUCGAGCUUUUGGAGAUAAUAGGCCUUGAAAUGGACAUGCCAGUAAUAAUGAUGUCUGCAAACUAUGACCAAGAAUUGGUGAUGAAGGGGGUAACGCAUGGAGCUCGAGACUACCUGAUAAAGCCAGUUCGAUUGGAAGAAGUGAAGAAUAUUUGGCAGCAUGUGGUCCGGAAAAAUCUAUUUAAUACAAUGAAAUUUGGCACCAUGCAAGCACGAGCAAAUCAAAACCCCCCAAUUCCAUCUUCAAAGAGGCAGAGGGAAAAGAGCAAUGAGGAAGAAGAAGAAGAAGAAGAACAAGAACAAGAUGAUGAAACAAACACUCAUUCUAAUGAGGAAUCUUCUGCUCAGAAGAAGAAGAAGAAGAAGAGGGUAAUUUGGACUGCAGUGUUGCAUAACAAAUUUGUCAAUGCUGUUCAGCUACUAGGAGUAGAAAAAGCAGUUCCAAAGAAGAUACUCCAAAUCAUGAAUGAACCGAUGAUCCCUCGAAGUAGUGUUGCUAGCCACCUUUACAGGUGCAGAAAUGCCUUAAGGAAGGAGAACACAAAAGCUAAAAUGAGCCAAGAAAGCAAGGACAAUAUCGAUUCAAACAAAACAAACGGGCUUCUAUCCGAUACAAUCACCACAUCUUGUAUUAAUCAAGGCCUAAACACCAUCAAUCAUCACAAUAGAUUUGCAGAACAAUACAUGAGUACUGGGAUCACCUCAUUUGGUAGCCGACUUCAAACAUUUGGUGCUUCUACAUCAAAUGCAACACUCCUCCAACAAAACCAACUACCUCCCAAAGUAGUAGCAGAUCAAAUGCGCCCAACCGUGCUUGGAAGUGUCUCUCCAUCUCCAUUUUUUGAAUUGAAUGGGAUGAGGUUUCACUCUAUUAAUUCGGGAGCAAAGAUGUUUGAUGACAAUGUCAAGAUGUCUUCUUCUCAGCUUCCUAGCUUUAACACUGGACAAUCUGGUCCAAGUGGUAUGCCUGUUGGCUUUGGGCCAUAUUCAUCCUUUUCAAAUGCUUGGAGUUGCUUCAAGUCAAUUGAAUCCAAUUUUCGACCUGAUUCUCUUGCCAUGCUGCUUCCAUGGCAACAUGAAGGAAGAAAUUUAGCUAAUCUCAAAGUAAAAGAAGAACCAAUUGACUCAAUCCAAAAAGGGCAAUUUCCCGGAUGAUGACCUCCUUAGCAUUAUGUUUAGCAGCGAUUCAACUCCUAGGUCGUCAUCACAGGGCAUCCUAUUUUAAAUUGAAGCUAAUUUAUGAAAACAAAGAAGAAGAAGAUUUGUCGAUGCCUACACUGAUAGAAGAUUUUCCGUGUUCAUGAUUGUUUAGAGAUGCUUUCUAUAUUGUGAGAUUUGAAGAUUGAUGCUUUCUCUAUGGGAAAGCAAAUGAUAGUUUUUAAAGGGUUUAGACUGUGGUGUGAUUUACUGAUCGGAUAAAUCAUGAUUUAUUCUAGAUUUCUUUACAUUGUUAGA